AUGCCUGGCGCUGCACUCCCGGGGAGACCCGGCAACCUCACGAAGGAACAGGAACUCAGAUUACAGGAGAUGUGGACUGCGACAUUGAAAGUCUUCGGCGUGUCUGGCUUCAACAAUGGUACCAACGGUGAUGCUGUAUCAAUAACGGGAUCCGAAACUGCUGAGCAGGCCGGGACGGUUGGCUCAGAAAAGAAGAAGAAGAAGCGCGUGAACUUGUUCAGCAGGAAACAUCAUGAUGACGUUGGUACCGAGGACGCUGAAAGUGUGUCUGCUACAGAUGCAAACGACAAAUAUGGUCAGGCAAAGGAAUUCCACAAAGUUCUCGAAAGCCAGUCUCCAGAAGCUAUACGUACGGCUUUCUGGAGUAUGGUCAAGCAUGAUGAUCCUGAUGGCUUGCUGCUGAGGUUUCUUCGGGCGCGCAAAUGGAAUGUGCAAAAUGCUCUGAUAAUGUUAAUUUCUACAAUGCACUGGCGAAUGCAAGAAAUGCAUGUAGACGACGACAUAGUAAGAAGGGGAGAGGCCGGCGCCUUGGACGAUAGCAUUAACUCAACCAGCCCAACCAAGAAAGAAGGCCAUGAUUUUCUGACGCAAAUGAGGCUGGGAAAGAGCUUUUUGCAUGGCACGGACAAAGAGGGAAGGCCACUCACCUUUGUGAGGGUGAAGUUGCACAAACAAGGAGAGCAGAGUGAAGCUAGCCUCGAGAGGUUUACGGUGUACACGAUUGAGACUGCUAGAUUGCUCCUUUCUCCUAACGUGGACACUGCAGCCAUCAUCUUUGACAUGACGGAUUUUUCCAUGGCGAAUCUGGAUUACGGCCCCGUGAAGUUCAUGAUCAAGGUUUUUGAGGCGAACUACCCAGAAAGUCUAGGAGUUGUUCUCGUGCAUAAGUCCCCUUGGAUGUUUCAGGGCGUUUGGAAAUUGAUCAGGGGCUGGCUAGACCCAGUGGUAGCGGGCAAAGUCCAUUUCACCAAGAACGUAGAGGAGCUAGCAGAGUUUGUCGAGCGAAGCCAUAUUAUCAGGGAACUAGGAGGAGACGACCCGUGGACCUACCAAUAUGUUGAGCCAGUCGCUGGAGAAAACAAGCUACAGUCAGACGGUGUAACAAGACAGCGUCUGCUGGACGAGCGAGCUGCAGUGGUCAAGGACUACGAGGCCACAACGCAGCAAUGGAUCCGUGAUCCUAAUUCGACGCAUGCGCUGCAACAGAGAAGAUCCGAGCUGACCAACCGAUUACGAACUGGUUACUGGGAGCUCGAUCCGUAUCUGAGGGCAAGGACUUUGUACGAUCGUACUGGUAUAAUCAGAGAGGGUGGGCAGAUCCAGUACUACGGGUCUCCCAACAGCGCUACUGGUUCAAAUGCUGGCCAUCAUUCGAUUCAGAACGGCCCACUUCCUCCAGAACACCGAACGGAUGAGCUGGACUAG
This is a messenger RNA of Letharia lupina, 1425 nucleotides long. RefSeq lists its product as uncharacterized. Lineage: Eukaryota; Fungi; Ascomycota; Lecanoromycetes; Lecanorales; Parmeliaceae. Bases 1 to 1425 code for a protein of 474 amino acids. The transcript has 4 exons. The record is from RefSeq and is a predicted model, not a curated record.